Molecule: messenger RNA, 5828 nt
Organism: Microtus ochrogaster (prairie vole)
Lineage: Eukaryota; Metazoa; Chordata; Mammalia; Rodentia; Cricetidae
Gene: Hmbox1
Product: homeobox containing 1
Exons: 10
Coding region: 344-1711 (455 amino acids)
Biological process (GO): positive regulation of DNA-templated transcription
Cellular component (GO): nucleus
Molecular function (GO): double-stranded telomeric DNA binding
Source: RefSeq, a predicted model, not a curated record
GGCUGUUGCUAUCAAUAUGGCGGUUGUCAGCCAGACAAAGACAGUCAGUCUGAUGUGAUUGAGACAAGGGAGGUUUUCAGGGGGAGACUGGGAGAUAGGGGGCUCCCCUCCCCCCGCUGCUCUUCCUGCUUGGGCCUGGAGCCCUCCUCAGCCCCUCCCGCAGGGCGCCCCGCGGUGAAGAUCCCCUCCCCCUCCCGCCUUCCUCCUCCCUCCCUCCCUCAGCCUUGCUCUGGGACGCUGGGGAGGGGGCUGAGCCUGGUGCAGAGAACUCAGCUGGGCUUCCGAGAAUGGUAAAUAAGGCUGGCCGUCUCUGGAAAGGCCACUGAUCCGCCUCAUGUAAAGUAUGCUCAGUUCCUUCCCAGUGGUUUUGCUGGAAACCAUGUCUCACUAUACAGAUGAACCCAGAUUUACCAUAGAACAGAUAGAUCUGCUCCAACGUCUCCGGCGUACUGGGAUGACCAAACAUGAAAUUCUCCAUGCAUUAGAAACUUUGGACCGUCUUGAUCAAGAGCAUAGUGAUAAGUUUGGAAGGAGAUCCAGCUACGGGGGAAGCUCCUAUGGGAAUAGUACCAACAAUGUUCCAGCAUCUUCCUCUACAGCCACAGCUUCUACGCAGACCCAGCACUCCGGAAUGUCCCCAUCACCCAGCAACAGUUAUGAUACCUCCCCACAACCUUGCACUACCAAUCAAAAUGGGAGGGAGAACAACGAUCGAUUGUCCACAUCCAAUGGGAAGAUGUCGCCAUCUCGCUACCAUGCCAACAGCAUGGGUCAGAGGUCAUAUAGCUUUGAAGCCUCAGAAGAGGACCUAGAUGUAGAUGAUAAAGUGGAGGAAUUAAUGAGGAGGGACAGCAGUGUGAUAAAAGAGGAAAUCAAAGCCUUUCUUGCCAAUCGGAGGAUUUCCCAAGCAGUUGUUGCACAGGUAACAGGUAUCAGUCAGAGCCGGAUCUCUCAUUGGCUGUUGCAGCAGGGGUCAGACCUGAGUGAACAGAAGAAAAGAGCAUUUUACCGAUGGUAUCAACUUGAGAAGACAAACCCUGGGGCUACGUUAAGUAUGAGACCAGCCCCUAUUCCAAUAGAGGACCCUGAAUGGAGACAAACACCUCCUCCAGUCUCUGCCACACCUGGAACCUUCCGACUCCGGCGGGGGAGUAGAUUUACCUGGAGAAAGGAGUGCCUAGCUGUUAUGGAAAGUUACUUCAAUGAGAAUCAAUACCCAGAUGAAGCAAAGAGAGAAGAGAUUGCCAACGCUUGCAAUGCAGUCAUACAGAAGCCAGGUAAGGAGGUGAGCUCAGAGGGCAACGCUCGGUUACAUUCAGUGGUCUGUACACUCACUCUCGUGCAGGUCCCUGCCCAGUGUUCUCCAAGCAGUCAGUACUCCUGGGAGCUAUUUGCUUUUUUCGAAGAAGCAGCAAUCCUGGAGAGUCAUGGGAUAGACGUACAGAGUCCAGGAGGCCACUCCAACAGUGAUGACGUGGACGGGAACGACUACUCCGAGCAGGACACUUGGCAAGCACGCAAUGGGGAGGAGGAGGAGGGAAGAAGUUCAGAGGGAGGCAGAGAAGCAGAGAAGGAUGACAGCACGAGCCAUAGUGACCACCAAGAUCCCAUCUCACUAGCUGUGGAGAUGGCAGCCGUCAACCACACUAUCUUGGCAUUGGCCCGGCAGGGAGCCAAUGAGAUCAAGACAGAGGCCCUGGAUGAUGACUGAUCAGGGAGGAUCACACAGUUACUUAGUUUAGACGUAGCACCUUAGCAGACUUUCCUCGGUCCUUAACAUGUGUUCUUACAGUAUAACUUACAGUUUCUUGUAUGUCAGGUAGCCGUUAGGAUCUUGUUCUGUGAAGAUGGCAUGGUGCCCUCCGCCUUUGCAUAUACUCUCUCAGUAUUAAAAUCCCAGUAAGUAAUAACCAACCAACCAAACAUCCCUCUCCCAGCCCCUGAGGCUAAAGAAAUCUUGCUGCUCCGUCUUAGCAUUCCAAGAAAGUGCUUCCAGGUAUAUAGAUAACCCUCAGUUCUCAAGUAGUAGGCUCUGUGUAAAAUCUUGGGUACCUUUAGAUUCAUGUAACACUAGGCUGUACCCUGUUCCUGCCCCAAGACUGACAGGAUGCAAGCUGAGGUAGUGGCACAGGACCAACAGACACCAUCCAGGAAGUAUCCACGGAGCGCAAGGAACACUAGAGCCCCGCCUCAGCCGGAGAGUCAUUGAUUUCAGCUGCAAUAAGCCGUGCCUCCUAGUCACACCGUGACUAGACUAUACUUCUUUGGGUGCUGUGCUAAGAACGUCAUUGGAAUCCCGAGCUCAGACCUUGGUUAGUGUUAAUAUGGCCAACACAAACAUCCUUUCCUCUCGCAAGCUGUGUGACUUAGUAGAUAACAUACUGCCUUCUGCCUUUGGGACCACGAUCCUAAAAUGAAAAAAAAGACAAAAAAAAAAACCACGUUCUGAAAAAGCAGAACCCAGCUUGAGAGCAUAGUGGAAAGCAUGAGCUGAGUAUCAGAUGGAUGCUAAGCCCAGUUCUCAGAGCCGCUAAACAUUCCACAGCGUGGUGCCAGCCUUCCCGGGAGAGUGCUGGAGAUACCAUGCAAGUCGCUUUGUCUCCUUGGUGCCCCCUCCCUGCUACCAAACACGUCUCUGAGGAUAGAGCUGAGGUCAAGUGAGUGAAAGGUCAGGCUUUGUACCCAUCACCUGAAGCCUCCCAGGGUUGCUAGAACUCUCCUGGGGACUGGGCUGCCUCGACUGUCACAGAUGCAGAUCCUUGCCUAGCUAGGGGCAGAAAAAAGCAGGGGACAUUUACCACUUAUAUCCUGAGUGUGGGGCGCAGCAGGAUGUGUCUGCUCUGUUCCCAUUACUCUGUCCUUGUGGAGGUGUGAAAGCUAUAUUGCUAUAGGCAAUUUAUUUAAUAAUUGGAAGCCAUAUUGAUAAUGGAUGUGGUAAUAUUUGUAGUUUAAUCUACUUUAAGCGGCAGUAACUAAUGGAAUUUUUUUCCUUGAUCACAUAUGUAGCACUUUUGUUACUUUUUAAAGAUAUUUAUAUUUGAUAAAUCUUUUUUUCAUUUUUGAGAACUCAAAAUACCAAACAGUGAACUUAUGUUAUAAAGUCACCCUGUGAUCACCUUGUCAUCUAGUAGCAAAAUGAUGAACUAUUCAUGCAUCAAAGGAAAUUACAUCUGCUGGCCUUGUAUGAAAAUGAUCCUGGCAACCUGAUUAAAUGACACACUGUCACUGUGGGCAAGAAGAAGCAGCCUUCAGUGUGUUCCACAGUGUGCGUCUGAGAGAGGCUAAGUGUUUUCUGCCUCAUCCCAUCUCUCCUCUGGGUGUCCGACAAAGCCUUGUUUGGAGGGCAGUGUGGAGUGGGCCAUUAAGCAGGGCUUCCGUCUUUUUGUCCAUUACCUGAACCAAUUUCUAAGACAGAAAGUAGGCACUAUCUCCUUAGCUCCUCCUUCACCAAAUGUGUUUAACUUCAGAGCUGUUGAGAGAGGAGGGCACACUGACCCUCCUUCUCUCCUUCUUGCUGGCGGAUGCUCAGUAUCCACAGCACUUAGCUGGUCUUACUGGGGCACACCCUGACUGGAUGAUCCCUUUAGCUGUCAGUCUUGGUUACAUGAAUGUGAGGAGUCAUCUUUAAGGGGCCUGAGGAUGCCACCCCACCUACGUCUGAGACUUUGAAGAGCACUAGGUAGGGCCUGGUCCUGCUCCUGUCUAUGGAUUUCAGGGGAAACGUGUGUUUUUCCCAGCUCCGAAAACUGAAGUAAAAUGGAGCCAUCUUCUCUUACUGUAGUACUUGAACCCACAAAUUUAAGAGUAGCAUUUCUUAUUCUCAGGAACGAGCGCCCCACACCUACUUAGAAUCUUCCAUGGUUUAUUUGAUUUAUUUUAUUUCACUUAGGAGAUUGCAUUGUCUUUCUUUGCUUUUGUUUACUCAGAGGAAUAUACCUAUUGUGUCUUUCCAUUGUGGUCGGGUUUUGUCUGCUCAUUCUCAGUUGAAUCAGAAUGAACAGGAGGGGGAACCAUAUUUUUCUGAUGAGCCACAUCCAUGAUUUACCACGAGGUCAUUGUAACCGAUGAUUUCUUUAUGGUGCCAUUGCUCUUGUCAUUUGUUCUCGCUCACCUUGUCAAGGGAACAGACUUCAGCUGUUCCGACAGCUCCAGUUUCUAAGGGAACUCUGACUGCAACAGAAAAGCAAACCCUUCUGUUGUCCUAAGACCUUUGAGAGAGAAGAAUGCAGCAGGGGAUACGGCUGAGGCUAGAGCUGGCUGAUGCAGGCAGUUCCAGCUCUGUGUGACAGUGUGGUGGCCCUGGGAGGGCACAGCUGCCACAGUGGCUGGUCCUGCUGCUGGAGAAACUGCCGCAUGCCCACAGACUCACAGCCUUACACCGAACCUGCGCUUUCUGACCCACAGUGGGAAUUUGCUUCUUUGGGAACAAGGUUCAAAUCUACUGUCAGGUGGUUUCCUGGGGGUCACCGGGUUCCACUUUUGUGUCCUGGUCCCUGAGCUCUCGGGAUGGCCUCAGAGCUGCCACAUUCACUCCUCCUUUGGGUGGUAAAUCUUUCCUGAAGAUUUUCCGGGUUUUGGGUAUCAAAUUAGAAACUUAAGCCUCCCAGCUGAAAGGAAAAGAGCUGUGCUCUUGCUUGCCUGUCUCUGCUCUUAGCUCCUCCUGUACUUCUGUGGCCCCGGAGAUCUCUGUCAGGAGUUGUGCCUUCUUGACCAAUGAAGAUGUUGAAGGGAGGGGAGCAGGCAUUCAGAGAGUGUGCUGUGGUUUUAUUUUUUUCAGGCACUUUGAGUUACUAUUGCUGGGUAGGAAGGCAACUUCUCACCUUCUAGUACCUUACAUGACGACCUGUUAACAAAGGACCAUCUUAAGAUAUUCCUGCCUAUCUAAAGACAGUCGCAGCCAGCAGCAGAGGAUAGCCAGGAAGGGCAGUACAGUGCUCUCCUGUGCGACUGUGCACUGCCCUCAGUUCACAACAGCCACACAAGGCAGGCUAAGGAGGAGGGACCUGGGAUGGGGAGGCAGACAGCCCCUUGGUUCCGUGACCUUGGAAAGACAAGAGUGAGCUGGAAGCCUGUUUGGACUCCUGUACCCCACUCCAGAACUCCAGUUCCUGGGAGGUUCAUCAUUCAGCCACACCUAGUUUUUUAGGAGCAGAUACCUGGAUUUAUUUUCACCUCGUGGGGAUAGAAUACAGAGAGCUGUGAUACAGUCAUCUCAGCUCUCUAGCUUUAGGAAUUCUUGCUUUAAAUUCUUCUUGGCCACAGUCAUCAGGCACCAGCGAUAGAGGUGGUCCACCGGGACACUCCGUCUCUCUCCAUCCUCUCCUUCUAUUUUGUGUCAGCACUGCAUCUCUGUCUGGAGCGGACUUCACGUGACAUUUUCUCUCGUCUGAUCACAAUCUUAGUGGGUAGCCUUAGUCCAGACUCGAACCCUCCUUCCUCUUUUGGGUAGCCAAACCUCCAUUUGCCACGCCCACUUCCUUUGUCUACACUGAGAAUAAUCCCCUUUCCACAAUGACUUCUCUAGUCUGUUCUAAGAAUGUUUCCUUCAAAUCUUUGUUCUCUCUCAUCCCAAAAAGGAUUUGGUUAGAAGCAGAAUCACUCACUGCAUCCCCUUUUAUUGUUUUCGAGACAGGGUUUCUCUGUGUAGCCCUGGCUGUCCUAGAACUCACUCUGUAGACCAGAGUUGGCCUAGAACUCAGAGACUCACCAGCCUCUGCUUCCCGAGUGCUGAGAUUAUGGGCAACAUUCCCCCAGGCGGUGGUGGGUUACGCCUUUAAUCCCAGCACCUGGAAGGCAGAGGUAGACCAACCUCUGUGAGUUUACCACCA